GCCCGCCCGCGCUCGGCCCGCCAGCGCCUCCAUCCGGCCGGCGGUCCCGCGUCGUCGCCGCCCGCUGCCACGCUGCUGACUCCCGCCUUGGGCGCCGUCGGCGGGGCCGCGCUCCGCCGGGCCUGCGGAUCCCCGCCGCCUCCUCUUCCAUCUACCUCAACGCCCUCCCCGCUUCGCCCGAGGAGGCGGUCCCCCCCGCAGGCAGUCCGGCUCGCAGGCCGCCGGCGUUGUCAUCCCCCGCGCUGCCCCCAGCCCUCCCCGGCGCGCGGCCCGCCGCUUCCCUCCUCGCCGCGUCCCGAGCGGCUCGGCGCCGCCACCGCCAGCCCCCCCCCCCAGGGCCCGGGCUCGCGACGGCCGAGGGCUCCGUCGGCCCAAUCCGAGCUGGGCGCCCGUGGCCCGGGCGAUCCUCCGCUCCGCCCCCCUCAGCACCGUCCCCGGCCCUCGACGUUGCGCCCUGCCCUCGCUUCUCUGUGCUCCCCCGUCCCCUCUCUAGCCUCUGGCCCCGGCGCCCGCGCUCCGCUCUCCCGCAGCCUGCCCUUCGCUCCCUCCCGCCCCCCCCAGCUCCUCGCCUCCGACUCCCUCCCCCUCCACGCCCGCCCUCUCGCCUCGCCGUCCCGAAGUGGAUUAAUUAUACGCUUUCUGUUUCUCUCUGCGCUGUUCUCCCCCGCUGCGAGCCUGCCCGCCUCUCGCUGUCCUCUCUCCCUCUCUCCCUCUCUUUGGCCCCCCCCUUCACGUUCUCUCUGUGUCUCUCACUAUCUCUGCCCCCUCUAUCCUUGAUACAACAGCUGACCUCAUUUCCCGAUACCCUUUCCCCCCCUAAAAGUACAACAUCUGGCCCGCCCCAGCCCGCAGACAGCCCGCCCUCCCCAAACAAUCAGACGAGUCCCCCCCCAAAAAUAAGCCAUCCCCCCGUUCUGCCCCGUCGCACAUUCGGCCCCCGCGACUCGGCCAGAGCGGCGCUGGCAGAGGAGUGUCCGGCAGGAGGGCCAACGCCCGCUGUUCGGUUUGCGAUACGCAGCAGGGAGGUGGGCGGCAGCUGCGCCGGCUUCCAGAUGCCGAUGGGGGUCCCGAUGGGGAAGCCGAUGCUGGUGCUGCUGACCUUCUUGGCCUUGGCCUCGUGCUGCUUUGCUGCUUACCGCCCCAGUGAGACCCUGUGCGGCGGGGAGCUGGUGGACACCCUCCAGUUUGUCUGUGGGGACCGCGGCUUCUACUUCAGACUUCCAGGCAGGCCGGCAAGCCGCGCGAGUCGCCGCAGCAGCCGUGGCAUUGUGGAGGAGUGCUGUUUCCGCAGCUGUGAUCUGGCCCUUCUGGAGACCUACUGUGCCACCCCCGCCAAGUCCGAGAGGGACGUGUCGACCCCUCCGACCGUGCUUCCGGACAACUUCCCCAGAUACCCCGUGGGCAAGUUCUUCCAAUAUGACACCUGGAAGCAGUCCGCCCAACGACUGCGCAGGGGCCUGCCUGCCCUCCUGCGCGCCCGCCGGGGUCGCAUGCUCGCCAAGGAGCUCGAGGCGUUCAGAGAGGCCAAGCGUCACCGUCCCCUGAUCGCCCUGCCCACCCACGACCCCGCGGCCCACGGGGGCGCCUCUCCGGAGGCGUCCGGCAAUCAGAAGUGAGCCAAAAUGUCGCGUAAUUCUGCAAGACGGCACCGUCCACCUAGUGCCCUCCUCUUGACCAGGGGCCGUUCCACCGGGCCCCGCCUCUGACAUCUCUCGGGGUCACAUGCCCUCUGCGGGCUCCCCCAUCCCCAGCCCCCGCGCCCCAACCUCCCCAUGUCAGGCUCUUCUCUCCUUGGCCCCCUCCAUCGGGCUGAGGAGAUCCUAGCAACAUCUCUAAAAAUGUACAAACUCGAUUGGCUUUAAAUAUCCCCCCAAAAUUACCCCCCAAAUUAUCCCCAAAUUGCACAAUCGAAAAACUAAAACUACGAACCCCUAAAUCUCACACACACACCAGUCCCCUUAAAAUGAAUUGGCUUUUUAGAAACACCAGGAACGUUAAUUAGCUAAAAACAAAAACAAAAAAACCUAAAAUUAUCAAUUGGCUAAAAAAACCCACCCAAACUGAAUUGGCUUAAAAACAAUUGGCAUCAUGAAAGAAUUAGGCCCCCCCCUUUCCUUCUCUUCCCCAGGGACCUCGAGUCAGAUUGGCCGUGAGCUCGGGCGCCUGGCCUCCAGGAGAAAGGAAGGGACCCCAAAUCUACAGGUAGGCACGUCAUGGUCCACUGCCGGCUCUGGCCUCCUCAGGCAAAACUCUGGUCGCAUUUGGGGAGAAUUGGUCAUCCUCAGAACAGCAAAGCCCCAGACUCGUUCCUCGCUCUGUUUCCCAUCCUUGAAAGUCACCAUGGAGCUAGAUGGGGGUUCCCAGUGAGACCGAAGGAGGGGAGAACAGAACAUGAACACCGAAAUCUGUGAAAAGAAACUUUAAUUGGCACAAACCCCCCUACACUCUAAAAUCCAUCCUCCCCAAACCCACAUAUCCCAAAAUCUUACAUCUCAGUUUCCACCCUUAAAAACACCCACACACCCACCUGCAUCCCUGCAGACACGCCCUUACAUGCAUGCACACACACACACCCUUGUGCACAUAUGCACACGCACGCUCACACACACAUGCACACACGCACACCCUUGUGCACAUAUGCACACGCACGCUCACACACAUGCACACACACACCCUCAACACACACAUGCGCACACACUCACACAUGCACACACACGCACGCACACAUGCACACGCACACCUUCACACACACACACCCUGCUGCACACACACACCCUCCCACGCACACCCUCCCACACACGCACACUGUCAUGCACAUGCACACCCUCACACCCAUGCACGCACGCACGCACGCACACAGAUGGGUGAACCCAGCAUGGUGCGGCUCAGACAACAUUCUAUCUCAGACCCUUCUCUAAGAGGUUUUCAUGCCCCGUGCUCCCCUCCUGACCCCUGGGAUGCGCUCCUCGGGUGGGAGAGGGCGCUCCCCACGGCCCCCGUGGCGUGAGCCCGAUGCCCCCAGGCCCCACCAGCAUCUGGGCCCUGCACCAUCAUGUGGAGCGAGGACCGGGUUUGGCCAGACUGGAGGUGGCUGUAGCCGAGCAGAGACCCAGACGUGCCCUACCGCGGAGCCUGACCCCCUAGGUGUGCUCUUUGAGAAACAUCUGGGACCCCCAGCACACCUAGGGACCAUCCUUGCUGGCCUCCUAGGGGCCUCUCAGCAAUGGGGGGCCCCCCAGGGGGCCAGCAACGAUGGUGGGGAGUGUGGGAAGUCUGGCGGUUGGAGGGGCGGGUGGGGGGCAGUGGGGGCUGGGUGGGGGGAUGCUCUGGAGUAGGAAGUGGUCCCGCGAGCUUUGGAGAAGAGUCAGGAGUCACAAGAGCAGAAUUACAGAUCCAAUUAGGAGCCCAAAUUUACGCCAAUUGAUCUAUUCCCCCCUUUAAUUGGUUUCUCCUGGGGCUUUUUUCCUUUUUUUUUUUGAUCCCUCCUUAGCUUUUUACGCGCGCUCACAUCAAAUUAAACUUACCCCCGUCCCACGUAACAGGGGAGCAGUGACAAAGCAAUGUACGGAACCACCACCACCACCACCGCGGCCAUGCCGCACGUCCUGCUCUCCGCCAUUUAUCGCCCCGAUUCGGUUUUUGUUUUUAUCUGUCCCUGUCGCUUGGGUUGAGUCGAGAGUGGGGCCUCCGUGGGGUACUGGCCACUGCACCCCACGGAGAAGCCAGAGGGAAAGGAGUGGGCCGCUGCCCGGCCUGGCCUUCGGGGACAGUGGCUGGUCCCCGGAGGUCCUGAGGGGCGGAGGAGGGGGUGGGGAGGCAUCUCCUCGGUGUCCGGAAGGUGCUCGGAGGCCAUCAGGAAAGGGCCCCCGGCUGGCCCAGGCCGGCUGGGGGGGAAGGGGCUGCAGGUGUGUGAGUAGAGGGGCUCCAUCGGGCUGGAGCAGGUGGCCGCCUUCCGUGCACUUGGGGAGCCCUCCCCUCACCCCUCGGUGACACCUUACCCGCCUUCUCAGCACCCUGUCUUGCCCCCAGGAGGCUCAGAGCUCCGCGGGGCGUCCUGGGGCCCAGGCAGGGUGAGGCCGGAGAGUAGGGGAGGUCAGGAGGGUGUAGGCCCCGCAGAGCAAGGAGAGCUGCAAGAGUGGUCCAUCGGCUGGGGUUGCUCCGGCCCCGAGGCCCAUGGGUCUGGCGGUACCGAACCAGCCACCAUCUCGGCGCCUAGGGCUGUGGCAGGGAUCCGGGCGGCUGGGAGGUUUACCUCACCCCCGCUUUUGCCCCCAGCGCAGCCCCCCUGCACGACAGCCCGACUAGCAUUCUAGAGGCCCAAGGCUUCUGGGCCCCAGCAACGGGGCUGGCACGACCCUGGGGGCGGUAUGUGUCAGCCCACCAGCAGCACAGAGGGUCCUUCGGCAGGCGUCCGGGGAAUGGGCCAUUUGGAACAUUGGACAGAGCUGAAAAGAGCCAAAUUGUUGUAAUUGGGACCCAGACAGAUUGGCCUGAGAUCCAAAAAGACUCGGAGGCACCCCAAAUUGCCUGCCCAUCCUGCCAGACACCCAUCCCACCCAGUGUUACAUUCUGCCUCUCACGGGGUGGGUGCUCCAGGGCCGUCUGCCGACGCUCCUCUGUGUCCCCCAGCAAACAGCUCCCCCAGGGUCCCCAGCCAUCCCGACCCGGGCCCCCGUCUGACCUCCCGAGCCCCGGCUGUGGCCGUCCAUCUUUUCUCCCCCCUCAACUGUCUUCAGCGGGACCCCCUCUUGGGUCCCCCCUGUCAUCGCCUGAAGACCCCCCACGUGCCGAGCACCCAACGUCACCUCACCCACUGUCGCAGUCCAUCUGGCAGUGGCCGUGCGGGCCUCAACUCGACCCCUUUAACAUGCUCAUAUUUCUGGCAAAAUUCAUUGCUUGGGUUUUGUCUUUAACAUUUAUCGCUCGCAAUCCCAAUAAAGCAUUCAAAUUUA
Molecule: messenger RNA, 4952 nt
Organism: Mirounga angustirostris (Northern elephant seal)
Lineage: Eukaryota; Metazoa; Chordata; Mammalia; Carnivora; Phocidae
Gene: IGF2
Product: insulin like growth factor 2
Exons: 4
Coding region: 1053-1616 (187 amino acids)
Biological process (GO): positive regulation of peptidyl-tyrosine phosphorylation; positive regulation of MAPK cascade; positive regulation of vascular endothelial cell proliferation
Cellular component (GO): extracellular region
Molecular function (GO): hormone activity; growth factor activity; insulin-like growth factor receptor binding
Source: RefSeq, a predicted model, not a curated record